Molecule: messenger RNA, 1122 nt
Organism: Caenorhabditis remanei
Lineage: Eukaryota; Metazoa; Nematoda; Chromadorea; Rhabditida; Rhabditidae
Exons: 7
Coding region: 1-1122 (373 amino acids)
Biological process (GO): mitochondrial respiratory chain complex I assembly
Cellular component (GO): mitochondrion
Molecular function (GO): protein-arginine omega-N symmetric methyltransferase activity
Source: RefSeq, a predicted model, not a curated record
AUGUCGGGCCCAAUAACAGUAGCAGAAUAUAUGAAAACAUCAGUUUCUGCACCACUUGUGGGAUAUUAUGGACAGUUUUCUGACGAUCAGAAGGUUUUUGGCGAGAAGGGAGACUUCAUUACUUCACCGGAACUGUCACAGGUGUUUCAUGAACUAGCGAAUACUGGACAUAAAGGAUCGUGGCAACUGGUUGAACUUGGACCCGGCAGAGCACAACUGAUGAAUGAUGUUUUGAAUGCUUUAUCAAAGUUUCAUGAUAAAGAUGUGUCAGUUCACUUGGUAGAAACAUCGGACGCUUUGAUUGACGAACAAGAAAAAGCUCUAUGCAUUUACAAGUCUAACAAUACUAAAGACACUCCCCAUGUUAGAAAGAACAAAUCUAGAACUGGAGUCAAUGUUUACUGGUACAAGGCGAUCGAUGAUAUUCCUGAUGGAUUCACUGUUUUCAUCGCUAACGAGUUUCUCGACGCUCUUCCUGUUCACCAGUUUCAAAAAACUGGGGACACGUGGAAUGAAAUUUACAUCAAUCUCACAAAAGACGAUAAUUUGUGCUUUAUGAAGUCAAAAGGAGAAAAUCUGAACACGAAAGGUCUCAUUCCAACUGCGAUCCGCAGCGAUAGUAAACGUGUGACAUGGGAAUGCUCUCCAGAAUCUGGGACUGUUGUCAAUCAAAUUGUAGAUAGAAUCACCAUGUUCGGCGGCUUUUCACUUCUAGUAGAUUACGGACAUGAUGGAACGAGAAAUACUCAUUCCUUCCGAGCGUACAAAAACCAUAAACAAGUAGACCCUCUGGCGAAUCCCGGAAUGGUUGAUUUGACUGCAGAUGUAGAUUUCGGUUACUUAUCCUCGUUGGUCAAAGAUAGAGUGCUUGUAUAUGGUGCUAAAGAACAGAGAGAAUUCCUCACCCAACUGGGAAUUGAGCAUCGACUUCGGAGGCUCUUACAGAUUUGUAAAGACAGAGAGCAGCAGGAACAACUUAUCAAAUCAUACAAUAUGCUAAUUGGAGAUAUGGGAGAGAAAUUCAAAGCGUGGGCACUGUUCCCGAACACUUUGAAGUUUAUCCUAGAGCAGAGAGGUGGUCCAGUUGGAUUUUCAUCGAAAGAGAAAACACCAAAUGAAUAG